CUCACUUCACGGUUCACACCAAUUACACCCAAGUGGAGUGAGUUUUCUUGUUUCGUUGUUCAUCUCUCUCAGGCUCUCUCACACACCCACAUUCCCCUUUCUUGUUUCCCUUCUGCGCUUGCUUUCCUCUUCUCAGUUAAUGUAAAUUGGGAGGUGUUUGUUUCUCUGUCUUUUCCUCAACUUCUUGAAAUCCACUGUUCCUUUGAAGCUUUUGUUCCGUUCUGUAUAAUGUAAGAGCCAACAAUCUGUUUUCUUUCUUUCAUUGAUGCCCCUUUGCUUUCAAUCGGAUUAAAUCACCGCUGUUUGUCCAAUUUCCAAUCAUGGGAUUUCGCUAAUUCCUCAGGUUUUUGUGUUUGGUCAAUGCCCAUUUUGUUGAAUCUGUUCUAGAGUACUGAAAACGGCUUUUUCAAUAAUGGGUUCUCGCUAAAUCAUUGAUUGAGGUUCCCAUAUUUACCAAGUCUUUUGGUCAAACAUCCAUAGACUCGCAUUUAUAGAUUUCAAAUAUGUAAGUGGAACCUAGGCCUCUUUGAGAUUUUAGCAUUUUUAUGAACCGUUGAAAAUUGUUGUCAUGGAUCCCUACUCUGUCCUAGUUAAGCGCUAGUUGAUUUCUUGGAGGAUGGAAAGUUGGUAUUUAUUGCGUUAGUUCUGAUUCUGUAUAAGUAUGGCUUUGUUUCGUUAAUCUAACUAAUUUUUGCCUCCAUGGAAUACAAGUAGGUAGAGGUCUUGUUCAGAAGUUGGAUAUCAAAUUCCAUCAUUUGCCCAAGUUACACUUUUUUGCUAAUAGUAAUUGAUUCUUUUGUUCUUCUUGGAAUACAAUAAUAUCAUUCUUUCUAUAUAUAUCCAUUAACAUGUGAAUCUCUUGAACAGUGUCUAAUUUCAUGGGCCUUCUUGAAGGUUAAGUAUACACUCAGAAUAUAUGAAUUUAUACAUAUUCCUUGUUUUUCUUGAAUAUUCAAUCCAUAAUCUGAUAGGCCUUGUCUUCUUGCCCAAAACUUGUUUUCUGUCAUCUAUGUAGAUGUAGUUAGUAGUGGUACCUCUCAAGCCCUUUCAAUUCUAUCAAAGUUAAGUGUAAUACCAGUUAGCUCCUACCCAAGGAAAAGAAAAAGAUUCAAAAAUAAUCUUGUUUUGAAAAAAAAAAGAAGCAUGGAAGAGACAUUUGUUCCCUUCCGCGGAAUCAAGAAUGAUCUGAAAAAUAGAAUGUUAUGCUACAAGCAAGACUGGACAGGAGGCAUCAGUGCUGGCAUCAGGAUCCUGGCUCCAACAACAUAUAUUUUCUUUGCAUCAGCAAUCCCAGUCAUAUCUUUUGGGGAACAACUGGAGAGAAAUACUGACGGAAUUAUAACUGCAGUCCAGACUCUUGCAUCAACAGCGCUUUGUGGAGUGAUCCACUCCAUUUUCGGCGGACAGCCACUCUUGAUUUUAGGAGUAGCUGAGCCUACUGUUUUAAUGUAUACUUUUAUGUUCAAUUUCGCAAAAGAUCGAAAGGAUUUGGGCCCUUCGCUUUUUCUAGCUUGGACUGGAUGGGUGUGCGUGUGGACUGCCUUUCUACUUUUCUUGCUGGCAAUUUUGGGUGCAUGCUCCAUAAUAAACAGAUUUACACGCUUGGCUGGUGAGCUAUUUGGACUCCUGAUUGCAAUGCUCUUUAUGCAGCAAGCAAUUAAGGGACUCGUGGAGGAGUUUCGAACACCCGAGAGAGAAAAUCCUAAACAGGCCGCAUUCUUACCUUCUUGGCGCUUUGGAAAUGGAAUGUUUGCAUUAGUUUUAUCAUUUGGCCUUCUUUAUACAGCAUUGAGUAGCCGCAAAGCAAGGUCAUGGCGCUAUGGGACGGGUUGGCUCCGGGGAUUAAUUGCUGACUAUGGCGUGCCCUUUAUGGUGCUUGUUUGGACUGCAAUAUCUUAUAUACCAGUUCACGAUGUGCCGCAAGGAAUACCACGACGGCUAUUCAGCCCAAAUCCAUGGUCUCCCGGUGCAUAUAAAAACUGGACAGUUAUAAAGGAGAUGGUGCAUGUGCCUCCGCUAUAUAUUGUUGGAGCAUUUAUUCCAGCGACAAUGAUUGCCGUGCUAUACUACUUUGACCACAGUGUUGCAUCUCAACUUGCACAACAAAAGGAGUUCAACCUUAAGAAACCUUCUUCAUAUCACUAUGACCUCCUUCUUUUAGGCCUCUUGGUCAUAGUAUGUGGUCUUAUUGGCAUUCCCCCUUCCAAUGGAGUCAUUCCACAAUCUCCAAUGCAUACAAAAAGUUUGGCUACUCUGAAACAUCAGCUUUUGCGGAAUAAGCUUGUAUCAACUGCUCGAAAAAGCAUAAUGAAAAAUGCUAAUCUUGGUCAAUUGUAUCGGAGCAUGCAAGAAGCUUACCAUGAAAUGCAAACUCCACUUGUCUACCAAACUCCCUCAGGAUUGGGACUUAAGGAACUGAAAGACUCCACGAUCCAACAAGCAUCAAGUACAGGGCACAUUGGUGCUCCUGUUGACGAGACAAUCUUUGAUGUGGAUAAGGAUAUUGAUGAACUUUUACCGUUAGAAGUCAAAGAACAACGCCUGAGCAAUCUGCUUCAGUCAGUGAUGGUUGGUGGCUGUGUUGCUGCUAUGCCCGUCUUGAAAAAGAUUCCAACAUCUGUUCUCUGGGGGUACUUUGCAUUCAUGGCAAUUGAAAGCUUGCCCGGGAAUCAGUUUUGGGAGAGGAUAUUAUUGCUUUUUACAGCCCCAAGUCGAAGAUACAAGGUCCUGGAGGAUAAUCAUGCAGUAUUUGUGGAGACGGUACCUUUCAAAACAAUUGCUGGAUUCACCUUGUUUCAGACGGUUUAUCUGCUUCUCUGCUUUGGAAUAACAUGGAUUCCAAUUGCGGGUGUCCUUUUCCCGUUAUUGAUCAUGCUUCUUGUCCCAGUGCGCCAGUACUUCCUUCCUAGGUUCUUCAAAGGAGCCCAUCUGCACGAUCUCGAUGCUGCUGAAUAUGAAGAAGCCCCUCCCAUUACCUACAAUAUGUCCUUGGAUGAUCAAGAUGGUCAGAGGCCUGUUGAUAGCGGUGAGUUGCUGGACCAGAUGAUCACGAGAAGCCAUGGUGAGAUCCGACAUAUAUCCAGUCCGAAGAUAACCAGUUCAACCCCUACAUCAGUGGACGAAAUAAAAUCUGAGCACAGCCCGCAUUUAUCACACAGGGCAUACAGCCCCAGAGUGAAAGGGCUGAGAGCCGAGAGGAGCCCGAGCCUUGAAACAAAGCGAACUCCCAGCCCCGGGCCAUCUAAGCUCGGGGGUUCCCCUUCUACCUAGGUCAGCUGUGCUUGAGAGGUCAGUUAGAGUUGUUUAUGGUUCUUGAGAGGCCGUGUGUGUUUUAUUUAUGUUUCUAACAGCUGUCAAAUCUUAAGUGUUGUUUUUCUGUUUUUACUACAUUGUAUAUUGUUUCUGUUUAUUGCUGUCAGUCAGUCAAUCAGUGUUCUAUGUAUGGGCAGAAGACAUCAUUUAUCAGUCAACUAAAUGUUCAGAAAUCCCAAUUCCUAUUUACUGCUCUGAA
Messenger RNA from Ipomoea triloba (trilobed morning glory), 3511 nucleotides. RefSeq names its product probable boron transporter 2. Bases 1144 to 3270 code for a protein of 708 amino acids. Gene Ontology annotation, molecular function: solute:inorganic anion antiporter activity. The record is from RefSeq and is a predicted model, not a curated record. Gene Ontology annotation, cellular component: plasma membrane. Lineage: Eukaryota; Viridiplantae; Streptophyta; Magnoliopsida; Solanales; Convolvulaceae. Gene Ontology annotation, biological process: transmembrane transport; monoatomic ion homeostasis; monoatomic anion transport. The transcript has 12 exons.